GGCGGCAGCGGCGAAGGCUCUGCGUCCUUUGCAAGCUCCCGAAGCUGAGUGCGCAUCCUCCACUGUCCCCAACCUUCCUCUGUCUUUUCAAACUCUUCAUGCUGCCCAACUGAAAGGAAAAACAUGGGCACGGGGGAUUUUAUCUGCAUUUCCAUGACUGGAGGGGCGCCCUGGGGGUUCAGGCUGCAAGGUGGCAAGGAGCAGAAGCAGCCCUUACAAGUUGCAAAGAUUCGAAGCCAGAGCAAGGCCUCUGGGUCUGGGCUUUGUGAAGGGGAUGAAGUGGUCUCAAUCAAUGGCAACCCUUGUGCAGACCUCACCUACCCAGAAGUCAUCAAGCUCAUGGAAAGCAUAACAGACUCUCUCCAAAUGUUCAUCAAAAGACCAUCCAGUGAAAUAAGUGAAGCUUUGAUCUCUGAAACUGAAAACGAAAACCAUGAGCAGCAUCUCACACAUGAGGGGUACGUGGAAAGUACCACCCUGCAGAUUCGGCCAGCCACCAAGACCCAGUACAGAGAGUUCUUCAUCGCCCCACUCACGAGUGGAGUUCCCCUAGCCGAGGACCAAAGAAGUGGUCCCAGUUGUUCAGAGGGUGUAAAAGAAGAAACAGGCCUGAGCUACCAAAGGGCCCCUCAAAUGCCUGACUCCCAGAAAGAACGCUUGGCAGAACAGGUCAUCUUAAGGGAGAAGGCAGAAGUGGGACGGCCAGGCCCUGUGGUUGAGCUACAGCUGUCCCUCUCACAGGAGAGACACAAGAGCACUAGUGGCCCUGUAGUGGCUCUCCUAGGAGCUGAAAAAUCUAAGUCUCCUGGCCCAGAUUCUAACUUACAACAUGAUGGGAUUGUCUACCUAAAUUCAGUCCCUACUAGCGAGAAAGCAGACCCUUCUCUGAGGUCCAGCAAGACAAUCCAGAUCUCCAGUGGCCGAGAGCUGAGAGUGAUCCAGGGAAGUGAAGCAGGAGACACGGGGCUGCCCCGGGUGGAAGUGAUCCUCGACUGCUCUGACAGGCAGAAGACAGAAGGGUGCAGGCUUCAGGCAGGAAAGGGGUGUGUGGAUUCUCCAGUGGAAGGAGGGCAGUCAGAAGCACCUCCUUCUCUGGUUUCCUUUGCCGUCUCAUCAGAAGGCACAGAGCAGGGAGAAGAUCCACGCUCGGAAAAGGAUCACAGCAGACCUCACAAGCACAGAGCACGGCACGCACGGCUCAGGAGGAGCGAAAGCCUAUCAGAAAAGCAGGUGAAAGAAGCAAAAUCUAAAUGCAAAAGCAUUGCCCUUCUUCUGACAGAUGCGCCCAACCCCAACUCCAAGGGGGUGUUGAUGUUUAAGAAGCGACGUCGGAGGGCCAGGAAAUACACCCUAGUCAGUUACGGUACUGGAGAGCUUGAGAGAGAGGCAGAGGAGGAGGAAGACGGUGACAAAGAGGACACGUGUGAAGUUGCAUUUCUUGGCACGAGUGAAUCAGAGGUGGAUGAAGAGUUAUUGUCUGACAUUGACAACGACACACAAGUUGUGAACUUUGAUUGGGAUUCAGGACUGGUGGACAUUGAAAAGAAAUUGAACAGAGAGGACAAGAUGGAAUUGUUGCCAGACACCACAGGCAAGGGAGCCCUCAUGUUUGCCAAGAGGAGGGAGAGAAUGGAUCAGAUCACAGCCCAAAAAGAAGAGGAGAGAGUGGGUGGAAUGCCAGGCAGAGAACCAGAUGCUGCCCAGACAGAUGGCCUGAGAACCAUGACUUCUUACCAAAGGAAGGAAGAAGAAUCGGUGAGACUGCAAAGCUCUGUGAGCAAAAGCUACAUUGAGGUGAGCCAUGGUCUUGGCCAUGUACCCCAACAGAAUGGCUUCAGUGGGGUGUCUGAGACAGCAGAGGCCCAGAGGAUGAUCCCUAUGAAUAGAACGGCCAAACCCUUCCCAGGGUCUGUGAACCAGCCAGCAACCCCCUUUUCCCCAACCCGAAACGUGACAAGUCCCAUCGCUGACUUUCCUGCUCCUCCACCUUAUUCUGCAGUCACUCCUCCACCUGAAGCCUUCUCCAGAGGCAUAUCAAGUCCGAUCACUGGCCCAGCACAGCCUCCUCCAUGGCCGCAGCCUGCCCCCUGGUCCCAGCCAGCCUUUUACGAUACAUCUGAGCGCAUAGCUUCCCGGGAUGAGAGGAUCUCAGUGCCAGCAAAAAGAACAGGGAUAUUGCAGGAGGCCAAAAGGAGAAGUACAACAAAACCCAUGUUUACUUUCAAAGAGCCCAAAGUAAGUCCAAAUCCUGAACUCUUGUCACUUCUUCAAAAUUCAGAAGGCAAACGGGGCACUGGAGCUGGAGGUGAUUCUGGACCUGAAGAAGACUACCUCAGCUUAGGAGCAGAGGCUUGCAAUUUCAUGCAAAGCUCCUCUGCUAAACAAAAGACCCCACCUCCUGUUGCUCCAAAACCUGCAGUCAAGUCCUCAUCCUCCCAACCAGUAACUCCAGUUUCUCCAGUGUGGUCUCCAGGAGUGGCUCCAACCCAACCUCCUGCCUUCCCCACCUCAAACCCAUCACAAGGCACCGUUGUUUCCUCCAUCAAAUUAGCCCAGCCUUCUUACCGUCCUUCCCGGCCGGCGAGUGCUCUGAACCUGGCUGGUCCCUUCAAAGGACCACAAGCAGCUGUAGCCAGUCAGAAUUACACACCUAAGCCAACAGCUCCCACACCAACAGUAAAUGCUGCUCACACUGGUGGAAUGAGACCAUCCAACGAGCUUCCAGGAAUGAGUGGGAAGGGAGCCCAGCUCUUCGCUAAGAGGCAGUCGAGAAUGGAGAAGUAUGUGGUAGAUUCAGACACAGUGCAGGCCCAUGCUGCUCGAGCUCAGUCUCCCACCCCAUCUCUGCCAGCCAGUUGGAAGUACUCCUCCAAUGUCCGAGCACCUCCUCCUCUGGCUUACAAUCCGAUCCACUCCCCCUCCUACCCACUGGCUGCUGUCAAGUCUCAGCCAUCAGCCCCACAGGCCUCCAGAAUGAGCAAGAAAAAGGGCAAGAAGCCCCUCAAUGCUUUGGAUGUCAUGAAGCACCAACCAUAUCAGCUCAAUGCAUCCUUGUUUACUUUCCAGCCUCCAGAUGCAAAGGAUGGACUCCUGCAAAAGUCAUCAGUCAAGGUCAAUGUACCCCCAGCCAUGAAGCAAGCUCUCCCUCCCCGGCCAGUGAAUGCUGGCUCACCCACAAAUGUGCAGGCUUCAUCGGUGUACUCAGUACCAGCCUAUACCUCUCAGCCUUCCUUCUUUGCAGAGGUCACCUCACCAGUCAGUGCAUCCGCUGUGCCUGUGGGUGUUCCAACUUCUCCAAAGCAAGAAUCAGCCUCAACAUCUUAUUUUGUGGCGCCGAGGCCGAAGUUCUCAGCCAAGAAAAGUGGUGUCACGAUUCAGGAGAGUGGGCGCUCCCUUUCUCUUCCGGGAAGCUUAGUCGCACCCACCAUUUCUACAGCUCCUUGGGUAUACCAGCCUGCCUACAGUUACUCUAGCAAACCAACUGAUGGGCUGGAGAAAGCAAACAAGAAACCAACUCCUUGGGAAGCAGCAGCAAAGUCUCCUCUUGGUCUAGUGGAUGAUGCCUUCAGACCCAGAAACAUCCAGGAGUCCAUUGUGGCAAGUGUGGUCUCAGCAGCUCGGAGGAAGGUGCUUCCGGGGCCCCCAGAGGAUUGGAAUGAGAGACUAUCCUAUGUUCCUCCAACCCAGAAGGCCAACAUGGGCUCAUGUGGAAGACAAGAGUAUAAUAUCACAUCACUACCAAAUAGUAGUAUGCCCCUCAGCUCCCAGUAUGGUUCACUGUUGCCAUAUGAAUAUUACAGGCAGGUUUCCAGAAAUGAUUCUGAAAUAAUGUCCAUGGAGUCCAAGUCUGAUUACUAUCUUCCAGUGGCCGAUUGCAACUAUAACCCACACCCAAGGGGAUGGAGACGCCAAACCUGAAAAUUAGAAAAACCGAUUGUGUGCCAACUAUAAUUUUUUUGGUAAAUGCUCCUUUGUAGGGUUUUUGACUUUUCUAAUAGAUUUAGAUUCACUUUUGGUCUUGACUUGUUAUCAAAGGUCAUUUAUCCGAGUUUAUGUGUGGAUGCAUGUAUAUGUGUAGGUGAGUUUGAAUCAUUUCCUUGUCUGCUGAUGCAUAGAGGAUUUCUUUGAAGAAAAAAUUCAUUUUCUGCAUUAAUGUGCUGGCACUUAUAUGUAAUUCAUAAUCAUGAUUCCAUUUAUAUAGGGUAGUCUAUGCAACUAAAUUCUGCUCAAUUUAAAUGAAACUAAGUAUUUUUCUCUAUGUGCCUUAGUCCAGGAAGGAAUUAAUGGAAUAUGGUGAAUACUAAUUAAUAUUCUGUAGUUGCAAGGAAUAUAACAUUGGAGAAAUUUUCAAUGGAAGCAUGCCAGUGAGUAAUGAUUAUGCAAAAAAAGGAUUUAUUUACUUGGUGUUAUUUCAAGUAUUUCUCUGAAACAUUUUUUAAAAAUGUAAUAAAAUUCAGUUUGUUCAAUUGUAAAAAUAAUUGAAAUAUAGGAGGUCUCAGAAAGAAGGAACUAUAUCAGAGUAAGAUUACUAUACAUUUCAGAAAGACUUUCAAAGUAAAUAGUGUAAUGUGUGGGUAAUAGAAAGAUUUAGGUACAGAAUUUAUUUCUAAUCUAUUUAAAGACAGCAGCCUGAGACAAGAAUAGAUUUUGGGUUCAAGUGUCUUUAUUUGUCAAAUGAGAAGAUCGGAUUAUCUAAUCUCCUAGAUCCUUAACAACUCUGAUAUUCUGAGAUUCUCUCAUUAGUAGAAUCACCUUUGAUGCAUUCUUCAUUUUUGUUGCUCAUCAUAUAAAUAUCAGAUUAAGUUUAGGAGUGGAUUAGGUAAUUAAUGUCACUACAUGUAUUAAUAAAGGUCCCAAAAGGAAUUGUUGGGCGGCAGGUUUUGUGUUAUGUGUUACUUGGAAUGAGGGUUGAUGUGAAAAAUAAAACUAUUAAUGGAUUUAAGGAAGUGGUAGAUGAAUAUGUCUGUUAUUAUGCAACUGUAGGUCAUGACCAUUUAUUUGGUUAUUGGUCAUAUGCCACAGAAGCUCAUGCAACAAGUGGUGCUUCUUUAGAAAGUUCGCCAUUAGGACGUUCAAAAGAAGUUAAACAGCUGCUUCAUCAAUCCUAAAACCCAUGCCUCGAUAGCAUGACCACAAAUCAAUCAAAUCAAACACCUGCUCCUUACUGCCAUACCCACAAGCAAAUCCAAAGUAUUUUACAUCAUAAGCAAGUAUUGAGAAUAUUUUUAAAUUAGAAAAAUCUUGGGUAUUUAAAACUUACUUAGGUUCUGUACACUUGAUCUUAGCCAAAAGGCCGAGAAAUAAUUACUUAGGUUUUUUAAUGUAUGUUUUGCUUUGUUUUACUUUUUAACUCUUGAACUUAUCCUUACAAUAGUCUCAUCGUUAUGAUGGGCUCUUCUACAGAAUAAUACUUUAAGAAAAAUGCCAGGGUACAAGUGAUCUCUUAUCCUGGAAGUGAAAAAAUAAAAGAGUUGAAAAAAAUCACAGUAAGUUCUAUUAGUGAUGGAACCAGCCAGAUACUAAUUUUUACAGUUAUGGAGAACAGAUGAAUACUUUCUGAAGUUAUAUUAAAUUGAUAUAAGGUUAAUUCUCUCAAAGUAUAAGAUAUAAUUAUUGACUCAAGAGCUUCUAUGGAAUCUUAAAAAAAAAUGUCUGGUAUAUGAAUUAGUCUGUCAGCAAAUUCUCAGGAAUCCUCCACAUGAAAUCCUGACUUGGUUCAAAUUUUAUUAUAGUCAUUGAACCAUUCUAGAUUUGAAUAUUUUAAGAUAAGGAAAAUUUAGCAGAAAAGACUUUGCUGGGGCCAUAUUCUAUUUUGUUGCUUUCUUUUAUAAGUGCUAGGAGUUAUUUUUGUCAGUUGAUAAGUAUUAUAUUAUUCACUAAAACUUUCACUAGAUUCAAAAUAGAGAGAAGAAGACAUUUUAAACUUAAAUAUUAUUAUUUAAGUUUAAUGCCUGCUUCUUUGCAUGUACAAGAUGAAAUUUAUCAUCUGUAUUAAGCUAUAUGAAUUUAUUCUAGACAUCAACAAAAAGACAAUACAUGGCAAAAAGUUGUACAUUUUUCACUCACAAGGAAAUGAUCAUCCCAUAUUUUAUUAGAAAUCAGUGCUUUGAGAAGUCAUUCUUAAAAGUGCUAUUGCCAAGUCACCACAAUGUGUACUGUGGGUAUUUUUCUCUAGUCUACUUGAAAAUAGGGCUGGCUGGUUAGCUUGGUGGGUUAGAGCACAGUAUUGUAGCACCCAGGUCAAGGGUUUGGAUCCCUGUACAGGCCAGCCACUAAAAAACUGAAUAAAGUUAGAUUGGUCACAUUCAAGCUAAGACUUGUGACAGGAUACUUGCCAUACUGAGAUCUGAUUCCUGUGAGUAAGGCGAUCUAGGUAACUAUUGUUCUCACAAAAGUACAAUGAGUUGGUUUCAUCUUCCAAAUAAUAGUGUUUGUAGAGAAGAGCUGUUGCUUUGUAAAUACAUACCACAUUUGUUGUAAGGCUUUUUUCAAUUAGUAGCAAUCACAUAGGUAGAAAGAGUUCAUGUUUUACUGUGAAUUAAAAAGCCUUCUCUAAAAGUACAGUUUGCCAGUUAUAGGGACACUAAUUUGGCACUUUUACUCCAUCUCGAGUUUAAAUAUCGUAUCAUUGCAUGUGUGUGAAGUGUCUGUUAUUAGAAUGAUUUAAAACUUGUCAUGUAUUUUGAGUUUUAUAUAAAUGCACAGAUUCUAGUCCAUUUAGCUCUGAAUAUGGCUUUUAUGUUUUGGCAUCAUCGCACACAUUGCAAAGGGCCACCCUAUUAGAGCUUAUGCAUACAUAUGUAUUAAUGACUUGAAAUUUAGGAUUAAAAAUGAUAUCAGAUUGGCUUACUUAUUAUAAUUAGAGAGAAAUUGCAGAAAUGGUUGCUUUUUAAGAGAAACUAGAUUUUCACGUUUGAUUUCUAUUCAAAGUAGAAGCAUCUACACUGUCCACAGUUUUCUAUUUAAAAAAGACUAUGUUCUCCUGCUAAUUAGAUUCACAUUUUCACCUCUGUUUAUCUCAAAAGACUGUAUUUGAAAGAUGCAUACUGAAAAUCAAAAUUAUAUUAGUAAUAAACAUAACUUGAAAAUCAAGUUAAGGAGCCUUUUCAUUUUUCCUUACAGACGAUUACUUUGAAUUAUUCUUUAUCCCAAAGAAGAUUUACUCUUAUCUACUACAUAUUUCUAAAUUUUAUUUUCCCUAAUAGCUUUCAGACACAUCAAAAGAAUUUCAUGCUAAAUGGCAACAUUUUAACUGUAACAUUUAAAACCUUUAAAAAAGAAAACUUACCUGAAAACAUGAUUAAUUUCAGGUAAGUUUUUGAAAUACGUUAAAAAGUUUAGGAUCCAAAUAUAUUUUAAUAUUAUUCUUAACUAAUUCUGUCCUUUAUAGUAUGCUGAAAAUCAGUCCUAAGCACAAGCACAGCCAACAAUCAUAUGACUUGAGAGCAUGUUGGUUGAAUUUCUAAAACUACUCUGGGUACUCACUCUAAUCUGCCUUGUUUGUCAUUCCGGUGCUUCCAAUUAUUUGUCCUUUUUAAGCCAGACCAAGACUAACCUCUGCUAAACUGAAUCCCUCAUUAUGAUAAGGCAUAUCUAAGUAAAACUUUAAAAAAUUACUUUGGUUCUUUCUAUAUGAUAUUAAAGCUAUCAGCUCAAAUAUGAGUUUCCCGGUCAACUGUAUCAUAUAGCACAACUUUUUACUUUUUUGGAUAAAUUCUAAGUAAAAUGGCUGUUUUUGGCAUUCUGAUAAAAAAAAAAAAUGUUUUUAAAGGGCCAGCAAUUGAAAACACACUUCAAGAAGAAGAAUGUUUUAAAGAUUUAAAUGACUUAAGAGACAGUAGUACUAGAUUGUUUUAAGACACUAACGCUAUAUUAAAAGCCCCUUUUCUCUGAGGAAUUCCUAAUGCUAGUAAACCAUAAAUUUCAAAACGUACUAAAAAGUAGGUAGUGUCAUCUCAACAGGGAGCAAACAGGCAGCCUAAGGCCAGGACAGUCCAAUUUCCUGGCUCAUCUCCCAGGAAGACAGCAACAGAAAUGAAUGCCUCAAGACCAGCCCGUGUUUCCCUACUUUGCAUAAUAACAGAAGCAUUUAGUACAAAGUGCUCCCUUCUCAGCAAUUUUAGAAAGUUGCAAGAUCUUUGACUUCUCAAAUUUAAUAAAGCAGUAUUUUUCACAAAGGGGCAUUUCAUUAUGUAUAGCUUUAUAAAACAUGACAGUUUAUAUUUCUAGAAAGGAUCUGGCUAUCCCCUCUCCCGUAUAAAAAUCAAGUAGUUUUAUGAAGGGCACUUAAAAAAGAAAUGUCUCCGGUGUAUCUUGCUCUGAUAUUUUCUUUGCUCUCUCUAAAAGGGAAGAUUUGCUCUAUUGUACCUUUCUUCUCCUUGAUUUUCCUGUUACUUUCCUUCACAAACUUUCCUUCAUGACCACCUACCCUCAAGGGAGAAAGCUUCGCUCACCUCCUCAGCUUUUCAGGAUUUAUAGUUUUAACCUGAGGGUCUAAAAAGGCAGGAUUGCCUCCCGUGAUGAUUUGAUUAAGUGUGAGGUUUGCCAUAAAUUACUGAAUAAAUUAUAGUAGGUGUUAUGUAGGCAAAGGCUCAAUCUUACUUAAGCCCAAACUCCCCCCUGAAGAGGCUUGUCUAUUUUACUAUGAACAUACAGAAGUAGAGAUAGAAUCUCCUAGUUAGGCUUUCUUCAGCAUCACCUUUUCUAGAAAAAAAUUAUUCAGACAGUUGAGCUAUAAGUGUAUUCUUCAGGGAUAUUUCUUCAACACAGGUAUAGUGCAUGUGUUGGAAAGUAAAGUGCCAUGCUUUGUACCACCUCUGCUCCACUUGGAUGGAGCAACCACUCUUGUAGCAAUAUAGAAAACCAAGACACAGUAGUCUGAAGAAGCUUUGCAGCACCCAAGGCUUGUCCCUGACCUGUCAGGACUAGCCUCAUUUCAAGAGGUUGGCUUGGUAGUUUUUCUUGUUGAUCUACAUGUCAUUCAUACCACAGCUUUCUGCCAGACUAGUACAUAGGACAGAGAAGGAUAACAGUUAAAAAAUAAAUAAUAAAGGGGGGUAUGUAUUUUCCCAUAACUUGUUAUUAUCUGGUGUUGUCUAUUUACACUAACUAUGACUAUAAAUAGUAGUAAUACAAAAUGCCUAUGAUUUAUUGAAGUUGAUACUUAGUAGAGAGCUGAGAAGAGAAAAAAAGAACCCUGAUUUUGUGAUAAAUCAGCCAACAUUCAAUGCACAGCUAAGCCAAACCUCAUGUUCAGCAUGAAAUUGAUAAAGCAAAUAACCAAAAAAGGGGGCAGAGGUUUCAUGUCCUACAGUGUUUUCUGUUGGUGGUAUCUGAAAAUCUUGUAUUUCUAAUAGAGACUCGACUGGUUCUUCCAGAAUGUAUUUGAAUAAGCAAUGUAUCUGAAUGUCUUGUUUUGCAUUAAAAAAGAAGACAUUGAGAAAUAAAUAAGAAUGAACUGUUCAAGGCCAUUAAAAUGCUAUCAUGUAGGGAAAAAAUGAGAGGUAUGAACAAAUUGUAUAGGUAUUUUUCCUGAGGGAGUUGCAAACAAAGAAUAUAUUUAGCUUUCACUUUUUACAGUAGGAAUAAAUAUUUUUUUCUCAAAAA
Galeopterus variegatus (Sunda flying lemur) is the source of this 9606-nucleotide messenger RNA. RefSeq names its product synaptopodin 2 (gene SYNPO2). NCBI's taxonomy places the organism in Eukaryota, Metazoa, Chordata, Mammalia, Dermoptera, Cynocephalidae. The record is from RefSeq and is a predicted model, not a curated record. The transcript is spliced from 5 exons. Bases 124 to 3918 code for a protein of 1264 amino acids. Gene Ontology annotation, molecular function: actin binding. Gene Ontology annotation, biological process: positive regulation of actin filament bundle assembly. Gene Ontology annotation, cellular component: actin cytoskeleton; stress fiber; Z disc.